This is a messenger RNA of Artibeus jamaicensis (Jamaican fruit-eating bat), 6809 nucleotides long. It is a transcript of the gene BTAF1, whose product is annotated as B-TFIID TATA-box binding protein associated factor 1. The transcript is spliced from 37 exons. Bases 139 to 5718 code for a protein of 1859 amino acids. Lineage: Eukaryota; Metazoa; Chordata; Mammalia; Chiroptera; Phyllostomidae. The record is from RefSeq and is a predicted model, not a curated record. Gene Ontology annotation, molecular function: ATP hydrolysis activity; ATP binding; TBP-class protein binding.
GACGCCUGCGUCAGCAAAGAGCGGAGCUGGGGGCACCGGGUUUGAAGUCGUGUGGGUCGGCGGACUGCCUCUUCGGCUGUGUCAGACCCCCUGCUCCCGGGCGGCGGCGAGGACGAGUUCGGGUUGGUGGCGGGGCAGAUGCCCCAGGGCCCGUGCCGGGACGCCCCGCGCCGCACCGGCCGCUCCCCUUUGCCCCACGUCCUGGGCCUGCGUCGGUCUAGUGUCUGGAAACUAGCGCCUCAGCGGCGCGGCGCCUGGCUCGCGGGGAACCUCGAACCGCCGGCGCCCGGUCAUGGCGGUCUCCAGGUAUUGAUAUACUUACGGAGUACAAAUUGGGAUACUCGGAUAGCAGCAGGACAAGCUGUGGAAGCUAUAGUGAAAAACGUACCUGAGUGGAAUCCAGUGCCAAGAACCAAACAAGAGUCUACUUCAGAAAAUGCUUUGGAAGAUUCAUCUACUACAGAUCGAUUGAAUUUUGACAGAUUUGAUAUAUGUAGAUUGUUACAACAUGGGGCAUCACUAUUGGGAUCUGCUGGUGCAGAAUUUGAAGUACAGGAUGAAAAAUCAGGUGAAGUGGAUCCUAAAGAAAGGAUAGCACGCCAACGAAAACUAUUACAGAAGAAACUUGGCCUUAACAUGGGAGAAGCCAUUGGAAUGAGUACUGAAGAACUCUUCAAUGAUGAAGAUUUGGAUUAUACCCCAACCUCAGCAGCCCUUGUAAACAAACAACCUACUCUCCAGGCAGCUGAAUUGAUUGACUCAGAAUUUCGAGCCGGAAUGAGCAAUAGGCAAAAGAACAAAGCUAAAAGAAUGGCCAAGUUAUUUGCAAAACAGAGAUCCAGGGAUGCAGUGGAAACUAAUGAGAAGAGUAACGAUAGCACCGAUGGAGAACCAGAAGAAAAGAGACGAAAAAUAGCAAAUGUGGUUAUUAAUCAGUCUGCAAAUGAUUCCAAAGUUUUGAUUGAUAAUAAUCCAGAUAAUUCUUCCUUAAUUGAAGAGACAAAUGAAUGGCCUUUGGAAAGCUUUUGUGAAGAACUUUGCAAUGACCUUUUUAAUCCCUCUUGGGAGGUUCGACACGGUGCAGGCACUGGGCUUAGGGAAAUCCUUAAAGCUCAUGGAAAAAGCGGUGGUAAAAUGGGAGACAGUACUUUAGAAGAGAUGAUUCAGCAGCAUCAAGAAUGGUUGGAAGACUUGGUUAUUAGACUCCUUUGUGUUUUUGCAUUAGACAGAUUUGGAGACUUUGUUUCCGAUGAAGUUGUGGCACCAGUUCGUGAAACUUGUGCUCAAACAUUAGGUGUGGUGUUAAAACACAUGAAUGAAACAGGAGUUCAUAAGACUGUGGAUGUGCUGCUUAAAUUGCUUACACAAGAACAGUGGGAAGUUAGACAUGGUGGUCUGCUAGGAAUAAAAUAUGCUUUGGCAGUUCGUCAGGACGUAAUCGAUACUUUAUUGCCUAAAGUUUUAAGUAAAAUAAUUGAAGGACUCCAGGACCUUGAUGAUGAUGUCAGAGCUGUUGCUGCAGCAUCAUUAGUACCUGUGGUAGAAAGCCUUGUGUAUCUUCAGACACAGAAGGUACCCUUCAUUAUAAACACAUUAUGGGAUGCUCUUCUGGAACUAGAUGAUCUAACAGCUUCAACAAAUAGUAUUAUGACUCUUCUUUCAUCCCUGUUAACUUAUCCUCAGGUCCAACAGUGCAGUAUUCAGCAGUCACUCACAGUUUUAGUUCCACGUGUCUGGCCUUUUUUGCAUCACACUAUAUCAUCAGUUCGAAGAGCAGCAUUGGAAACUCUGUUUACAUUAUUAUCAACACAGGACCAGAAUUCUUCAUCUUGGCUUAUACCUAUUCUGCCUGAUAUGCUGCGACACAUUUUUCAGUUUUGUGUUUUAGAAAGUAGCCAGGAAAUUCUGGACCUCAUUCACAAGGUUUGGAUGGAAUUGCUGAGCAAGGCUUCAGUUCAGUAUGUAGUAGCAGCUGCUUGUCCGUGGAUGGGUGCAUGGCUUUGCUUAAUGAUGCAGCCUUCACAUUUACCUAUUGAUUUAAAUAUGUUGCUGGAAGUAAAGGCUAGAACCAAGGAGAAAACAGGUGGUAAGAUACGCCAAAGCCAAAGCCAGAGUAAAGAAGUACUGCAGGAAUACAUUGCAGGCGCAGACACCAUCAUGGAAGACCCUGCCACCAGGGACUUUGUGGUCAUGCGAGCCAGAAUGAUGGCAGCCAAAUUGUUAGGAGCACUUUGUUGCUGUAUUUGUGAUCCAAGUGUAAAUGUCGUAACCCAAGAAAUUAAACCAGCUGAAUCCCUUGGCCAGUUACUACUCUUCCAUUUGAACUCCAAAUCUGCCUUACAGAGAAUUAGUGUUGCUUUGGUAAUCUGUGAAUGGGCUGCUUUACAAAAGGAGUGUAAAGCUGUUACGCUAGCUGUGCAGCCACGUUUACUUGAUAUCCUUUCAGAACAUUUAUAUUAUGAUGAAAUUGCCGUCCCAUUCACACGAAUGCAGAAUGAAUGUAAACAGCUUAUUUCAUCAUUAGCUGAUGCACAUAUUGAAGUUGGUAGUAGAAUAAACAACAAUGUUUUUACAAUAGAUCAAGCUAAUGACCUGGUCACUACUGUUUUUAAUGAAGUCACAUCGUCUUUUGAAUUAAAUCUUCAAGUGUCACAGCAGUUAGAUAGUAAACGACAGCAGGUCCAAAUGACAAUUACAGAGACCAACCAGGAGUGGCAAGUGUUGCAGUUGAGAGUGCAUACUUUUGCUGCAUGUGCAGUUGUGAGCUUGCAGCAGCUUCCAGAGAAACUAAAUCCUAUCAUAAAACCUUUAAUGGAGACAAUUAAAAAGGAAGAAAAUACACUCGUGCAAAACUAUGCGGCUCAGUCCAUAGCCAGACUACUCCAGCAGUGCACAACGAGGACACCCUGUCCCAAUUCAAAAAUUGUUAAAAACCUUUGUAGCUCGCUUUGUGUGGACCCCUAUCUAACUCCUUGUGUUACAUGUCCAGUACCAACACAAAGUGGCCAGGAAAAUUCCAAAGGAUCCAACUCUGAAAAAGAUGGAAUGCACCAUACUGUCACCAAGCACAGAGGUAUAAUCACACUCUACAGGCAUCAGAAAGCUGCCUUUGCUAUCACAAGUAGGCGAGGUCCUACCCCCAAAGCAGUGAAAGCUCAAAUAGCAGAUCUUCCUGCAGGAAGUAGUGGAAAUAUCCUUGUAGAACUUGAUGAGGCCCAGAAACCUUACCUGGUACAACGAAGAGGAGCUGAAUUUGCGUUGACAACUAUAGUGAAGCAUUUUGGUGGUGAAAUGGCAGUGAAGUUGCCACAUCUCUGGGAUGCUAUGGUUGGGCCAUUGAGAAACACAAUUGAUAUAAAUAAUUUUGAUGGAAAAUCUCUCCUGGAAAAGGGAGACGGCCCUGCUCAAGAAUUGGUGAAUUCUCUGCAAGUUUUUGAAAUAGCAGCAGCAUCAAUGGAUUCUGAGCUUCAUCCCUUGUUGGUACAGCAUUUGCCUCAUCUUUAUAUGUGCCUUCAGUACCCCAGCACUGCAGUGAGACACAUGGCUGCUCGUUGUGUGGGGAUCAUGAGCAAAAUAGCUACCAUGGAAACAAUGAGUAUUUUUUUGGAGAAGGUUCUUCCAUGGCUGGGAGCAAUUGAUGACAAUAUCAAGCAAGAGGGUGCAAUUGAAGCACUUGCCUGUGUAAUGGAACAAUUGGAUGUUGGUAUUGUUCCAUAUAUUGUCCUUUUAGUUGUGCCGGUGUUGGGAAGAAUGAGUGAUCAGACAGACAGUGUAAGAUUCAUGGCUACACAGUGCUUUGCAACACUAAUUAGACUCAUGCCACUUGAGGCAGGCAUUCCAGACCCUCCAAAUAUGUCAGAAGAAUUAAUCCAAUUGAAAGCCAAGGAGCGACACUUUUUGGAGCAAUUGUUAGAUGGGAAGAAAUUAGAAAAUUACAAAAUUCCUGUACCAAUCAAUGCUGAACUGAGAAAAUAUCAGCAGGAUGGUGUGAACUGGUUAGCAUUUCUUAAUAAGUAUAAACUUCAUGGAAUUCUAUGUGAUGACAUGGGUUUAGGAAAAACUUUACAGUCCAUCUGCAUUUUAGCAGGAGAUCACUGUCACAGGGCACAGGAAUAUGCAAGAUCAAAAUUAGCAGAAUGUAUGCCACUUCCUUCCUUGGUGGUUUGUCCACCAACAUUAACAGGUCACUGGGUGGAUGAAGUAGGUAAAUUUUGCUCCAGAGAAUAUCUCAAUCCAUUGCACUAUACUGGACCUCCUACUGAAAGAAUAAGGUUACAGCAUCAAGUAAAAAGACAUAAUCUGAUAGUGGCUUCAUAUGAUGUUGUGAGGAAUGACAUAGAUUUCUUUAGAAAUAUUAAAUUUAACUACUGUAUUCUUGAUGAAGGCCAUGUCAUCAAAAAUGGAAAAACAAAAUUGUCAAAAGCUGUAAAACAACUGACUGCUAAUUACAGGAUUAUUCUUUCUGGAACACCAAUACAGAACAACGUUUUGGAAUUGUGGUCAUUAUUUGAUUUCCUCAUGCCAGGAUUUUUGGGGACUGAACGCCAGUUCGCUGCUCGAUAUGGUAAACCUAUAUUAGCAAGUAGGGAUGCUCGAAGCUCCAGUCGAGAACAAGAAGCAGGUGUCCUUGCAAUGGAUGCACUGCACCGCCAAGUCCUACCAUUUCUUUUGAGAAGAAUGAAAGAAGAUGUUUUGCAGGACCUUCCACCCAAAAUUAUUCAAGACUAUUACUGUAAUCUUAGUCCCCUCCAGGUUCAGCUCUAUGAGGAUUUUGCUAAGUCUCGCGCCAAGUGUGAUGUUGAUGAAACAGUUUCUUCAGCUGCACUUUCUGAAGAAACUGAAAAACCAAAGCUUAAAGCUACAGGCCAUGUAUUCCAGGCAUUACAGUACUUACGUAAACUGUGCAACCAUCCAGCAUUAGUCUUAACACCUCAACAUCCAGAGUUCAAGAGUACUACUGAAAAACUGGCAGUUCAGAAUUCUUCUCUUCAUGAUAUUCAACAUGCCCCUAAACUCUCAGCUUUGAAGCAAUUGCUGUUGGACUGUGGUUUGGGAAAUGGCAGCACUUCAGAGAGUGGCACAGAGUCUGUGGUGGCCCAGCACAGGAUCCUGAUCUUCUGUCAGCUGAAAAGCAUGCUUGACAUAGUAGAAUAUGAUCUUCUCAAACCUCACUUACCCACGGUCACUUACCUGAGAUUAGAUGGAAGCAUACCUCCUGGUCAGAGGCAUUCCAUUGUUUCACGGUUUAACAACGAUCCAUCCAUAGAUGUUCUCUUACUUACAACUCACGUUGGUGGCCUGGGGCUUAACCUAACAGGCGCUGACACGGUAGUAUUCGUAGAGCAUGACUGGAACCCCAUGCGUGACCUACAAGCCAUGGACCGGGCCCAUCGCAUUGGGCAGAAACGUGUGGUUAACGUGUACCGAUUGAUAACAAGAGGAACGUUGGAAGAGAAAAUAAUGGGCUUGCAGAAAUUCAAGAUGAACAUAGCAAAUACAGUUAUCAGCCAAGAGAAUUCUAGUUUGCAGAGUAUGGGGACAGAUCAACUGCUCGAUCUGUUUACACUUGAUAAGGAUGGAAAAGCAGAAAAAACUGACACCUCUACUUCUGGAAAAGCAAGUAUAAAGUCAAUUCUUGAAAACCUGAGUGAUCUUUGGGAUCAAGAACAGUAUGAUUCAGAGUACAGCCUGGAAAAUUUUAUGCAAUCUCUCAAGUAACUAUCAAAUGUUGUUAAUGUAAUUGCUGCUAGUUCGGUUACAUUUCUGCUGAUAUUCAGCAAAUUUCAAAGUUUAUACGGUGAACUUUUAGCUCAAUGUGUAAAUAGAUCUGAAGAAUAUUCAGCAUAACGCUGGUUCUUGUUUCACUGGGGGGAACAAGUUAUUCUCACAUAUUUGCACUGUAUUAAAUUUAAAUGUUAAUGUGAAAUGGUUUAGAUUUUACAUGCGGAGCCGAGGAGCCGAACCAGGUUUACACAUGCUGCCACGAGGCGUUCUCACUGGGGCGGGCCUCCUGUCUGCACACGGCACUUCAGUGUGUGGACACGUGCCGUUUUCCUUUUAAAUGGAACUUGUUUUUAUAUAUGAUUAAAAUAGGGCUUUUUUGUAUAAAAGGCCCAAUGAGCCAUAAUUUUAAGAAUAAUGACUAUGAUAAUUGGUCACUCUUGGAACAUGAAAAAUCUUAGACAAUGAAUUGAACCAUGCCCUUGGUGUAAACCUUUAUAUAUUUAAUGCAGAUGCAUAGUGUUUUUCAAAUCUUUAACAUGAUUUUGUCAACUUUUAAAAUAUAUCCACUAUUCUAAACAUAGGUAAUGGUCUAUUUAAGGCUACCAUAAUAACAUCCUAUUAAGAGGGUGUUUUUUUAAUUUAUGUAAUGGCUAGGAUAUAGCCAGAUUCAAAGAACAUAUAUACACAAUAGGUUUCAAUGACAUAUAUAUAUAUAUUUUUUGUAACUAUAAACAUAUACAGUUUUCCAGAAGUAGAUUUUACACUGUUUAGAAUUCCAAAACCUAUGGUGAUAAGACUGUUUAUUGAAGUAAUGCAUGAUUGAAGCAUAAAAGGGAGACAUAAUUCCUUUAUAUGUACGAACAUACAUAAAUAUACAUUUCUAUAUGCACAGACAUACACCCAUCCUGCAUCCAAAAAGGUGCUAGGUACUGAAAUCAUGUAGUCACUAUACUGGGCAGCAAUAAUAACUGGGCCUGAGCUGAUUAACUAGUGUUGAAGAAGUGAGCUCAAGGGUCAGGGUGGGUAUGUGUGUAUAGACGUGCAUGUGUGUCUAUGUAUAUAGUUUUAUAAAUUUCACAAAUUAA